Molecule: messenger RNA, 5445 nt
Organism: Manis javanica (Malayan pangolin)
Lineage: Eukaryota; Metazoa; Chordata; Mammalia; Pholidota; Manidae
Source: RefSeq, a predicted model, not a curated record
AUGGCGGCCCCUACGGGCUUGUGCUGGCUCUUUCAACCUUCUUACGGUUUUAAUCUGACGGAUCCUUAUUGUCGAAUUUUGGAAAAUCAGUAUAAUAGUCUCCAUGAUCCACAUUUAAGAGCAUACCAUCAACGCAAGGAUAUCCUGGGAAGGUUAAAGAAAGGUGGAUACAUCACCAACAAUAAUGAAGUUGUAUGUUCCUUGAAAGAGUUUAAUAAAUAUAGAGAAUAUUUGAGAAGCUUAAAAUUAGAUUUUGAAAAAAACUGUAUAAAAGAACAGAAUCAAGCCCUUCCAGAGAAAGAAAUGGCUUCUCAUUUACCAAAAAUACAAGAAAAUGUAUUUAAAAGAAAAGAGAUUAAAAAAAAUACAUUUGUUUACAGAGGACAAGAUGGAACACAUUCUUCCCGGAAGAAGGAAAAGAAGACUUUUGAUGAUGUAAAGGUAGCUUCUGCUGUUGGUGACCAGAGAGCAAAUAAAGGAGUAAAUGAAAGUUUCGAGCAAGCUGCCAAUUUCUACAACAUAACAACCCAAACAACAGGACCUACAUCAAAUGCUAUACAUCCAUCUCUAAGUAGUUCAAAGAAUGUUGUCAAAACAUCAGUAACUUCAGUGGUUUAUCAACCAGACGAAAGUAAUGGCACUGAACAAAAGAAAGAUGGAGUGAUAACUAAAAAUCCAAGUACUUUUGGUAAUAAAGGUGAUGGGUCUUCUACCUUCUUUUCAUUUCUAAAUCCACAUAACAUCACCCAGAGGAUUCAAUGCCUAACAGAGAAAAUUUCUACACCAGUAAACAGAUGCUUAAAAUGGAACCAACUUGCUUCACCAACACAAUCAUAUAAACUUACUUCUCUAAACUCAGACCAGAAAAAUUUAGUGAACACACUGGCAAUAGAUAGACGUGCAAUGAAUAGAAAGAAAGGUUUCAAAGGUGAGGAGACAUCAAUGAAAAAAGGCAACAUCCAAUAUCCCAUAGUUACCACUAUAACUGGAAUCAUGAAAAAUAAUGUGGUUAACCUGUUAUCAGAGUCAGCUGCAGGUGUGGCAGAUAAAAAGGAGAAGGAAAAUAAAAUGAGAAUUUCAAUUAGAAAAUACAAUGAGAAUAUAUCAAAAGUUACUUCCACUACUAGUACGAAAAGUAAAGCUACAAAGGACCCAGACUUAAGACUAACACAUAAAAAUAAUGACACUGAGAAGGAAAGUACAUCAGCUCCAGAAUCUGAGGAAAGGCAAGGUAAUGAGGCACACACACAAUUUUCAGCAGCUACUAAUGAUAUAGAACAUGAGAAGGAAAUACCUGGAGCAGAUUUUGAAACAGACAGUGAAAAGAUUAACAGAGUAAGAGAAAAUUCAUUAAAAAAAGAAGACGAGCCCUUUCAUUUAUCUUCUUUGGCAUCUAAAGUGAGAAAUACAGAGACCAUAACACAGAAAAUUUUGAAAGCAGCUACCCCAAAAUCAAAUGGAAUGGAAAGACAAGCCUCUCCAUCUCAAAUCGCUGUAAAUGAGGAACAGUAUUCAGAUUAUGAUCAUGUUCAAAAUAUCAUUGAAAAUACUUAUGAUGCUGUCUUAGAAAUAUAUCAUUCUCAGGGAUCCACAGAUGAUUCACAUGUCCAAAGUCCCCCAAGUGAUAGGUCACUGCAGGUAAUUCAGGAGGUUGGCAAGGAUACUGCACAGUCUGUUUCAACAAAGGAUUUAUCCCUCUCAAUUAGCAAAAAUCUCCCUGCCAUAGAGAAAGAGGGAGAGAAAGAGAGAGAAAAAGAGAAAGUGAAAGUAAAGGAGAUUAAAAUUGAACCUAGUAAAACAGAUAGUCAUCAGUACCAACCAAAACAUAAAGCUGGAAUUUUUCCUGCUACAUUUUUAGAAGAUAUUAUCACUGAAAUGAUAAACAAAUUGAUCUUUUCCUCGUCACCAGAAACACAAAUGUGUGAAAGAUGUGAAAAUGUAAGUGAGGAUGAAAAUCAAACGGAACUGUAUGACACAGUUAUGAAACUUACUGAUUCACUGUUAAAGGAGUUUUCAGAUGCUCAAAUUAAGGUAUUUAGAAGAGACCCGGAAAAUCAGUUUCUUCCCCCAGUAGAAAACAUGUCAUUAUCAGUUCCUAAAGUACUUUCCGGGCAUAAAGAGUCAACUGCAGAAAAGGCAUCAUCUAGCAUUAAGAAAACUGUGGAUGAAAUUCCACAUAUGCACAAAAUGACUAAAAACUCCUCUUUAAACAAGAUACCUUUCCUAAAUAACAUACCAGCAAUUGAUCAAACAUUGGUCAACAAAGUUGUUCACUCCUCUGUAUGCAAUAUUUUGAAGGAAUAUAGGUCUCAAGACUCCAUUUGUAAGAGUAUAAAAACUAAUGGGGAAACCAUAGCAAGACAACUAACUAGUGCAGUGAUAAAUGAAAUUUUUCAACAGCAGCUUAAUUUUGGAUUUUGUGAUGAGAUUCCAGCUUCAGCAUGUUUGCCUCUCAAAUCUAAGGAUGUUGUUAAAAAGAUCCAAAACGUGGUUAAAAGAGCCAGCAAAGAAUAUCAAGCGUUGUCACCAUAUACCGUCAUGCUGCCUCAUGAAUUUUUAGAGAAUGUGAUUUCUGCUCUCUUAUCUAAAAUUUUCUCAAGUCUGUCUAACACCAAAGCAGAAACACCUGAGGGCAAACGGUUCACAGAACUGGAUUUUCUUCAAAUGAAGUUAUUAAGUACAGUUACAACAGAGAUCUCCAAAUAUGAUAUGAUUAUACAGAAUGUGGACUCCUUACAUCCCAACGAUGAUGAAAUUAUUCAAUUAGUGGUUCAUUCUAUUUAUAGUGAUCUUUUGUCACAGUAUGGGUCACGAGAGAUUAUACAAAAUUGUGUAUCCAGUGGAUGCAGAAUCCUUUUCAAAAGCAUAGUUGGCCUGAUUCUAAAAGAAGUGUCCGGCAAUCAGCUGCAGAACUAUUUUUCUGGAGAGCUAACUCCAUAUCAGUGUUCAGAAGUUAACUACAUUGUUGAAAAUAUUCUUAAAGAUGUUAUCACAACUGCUGACGCUCCCCAGCCUCAACCACGUGCUCAUAUACUGCCUUUUGAUGUAAUAGAAGAAACUGCUGUAAAAUUUUUAUCAAAGCUUUUAUCUAUGUUUCCAACAGUAGAUAAGGAAAGAACCAAAUCUGGAGAAACUGAAAUGCAAAAAAUGCGAAAGAUAACCUCAAAAAUAUUAAAUUCAAUACAAGAAUUUAUCUCUAAAAGUAACAUUAAACUUGUAUCACCAGCCAAGAAAUUGCCUACUGUACCUUCAGCUGACAAUGAAACUAUUGAAAAAAUAGUUAAUUCUGUUUAUACUAGUGUUUUAAAGCACUCUGGCUCACACAUCUCUAUAUUGAAAGAUUUAAUGGGUAAGAGCAAUGCCCUUUCUAAUAUAAUAGGUUUUUUAAUGGUGCAGGAAAUUUCCAAUUCUGAAUUUCAACCUAAAUUUGAGGAAGAAGUAUCAAAUUCAGAAUUAGUUUUGGAAGCUGUCAAAAUUAUGGAAAAAGUUGUCAAAACUGUUGAUAAGUUUAAGUCCCAGGAAAAGUCUUCAUCCAAAAAAGGUCCUAUGUUAGAUACUAUAACUUUAGAGGAAGCUUUGGCUUUGUUCUUGGCUAAAAUUGUAACAUUGCCCAGUGUCUCAAGCAAAGAUGCAAAAAACUUGUCAAAGCCUGAGUUAAAUAAAAUUGCAUCUCAACUGACAAAAUCUGUGGCAGCUGAAAUUUCCAAAAAUAAUAUUAAUCUUGUUUCUGCUGAUCCUGAAGAACACUUUUUAAAUCCAGAGAGCAUAGAAAUGAUUUCUCAGGUUAUUGAUUCUAUUUACAGUGAUAUACUGCAACAAUCUGGAACCCAUAAAGAUCUUUAUUAUAACAUAAAAGGUACAAACAGAGCCUUCAUUAAGGAAGUGGCUAGUUUAAUUAUUAAUGGAGUUUCAAAUCUUCAAUUAGAUACAGUUAAGUUAAAGAAUUCAAGUGCUGAUCUCUUUGGAGAUCAAGACAUUAAUAGAAUUGUUGAAAAGGCAUGGAAGUAUGCUGAUAAAAUGAUCCCUGACUUAGAAAAAGGAGAGUCAGAGCAAGAUUCAGUUGAAGAUGAGUUUCCAAUUAAAAUAGUCCCACAUAUUAGGAAGAAGCCAGUCAAAAUAGAUCCUGACAUUAUCUCAGAACACUUAGCAGUCAUUUCUGUAAAAACUCAAUCUCUUGAAAAACUUGAGACGGACUGUUUAAGAAAAACUGGACAUAACAUAGAAGAGCUAAGAAGUGCCUGGAGAAGUAUCUCUUCAUCAGACACAUCUAAUUUAGGAAAGAUAAAGAAAGGAAGACAUGCUUCAUUGACUAAGACAGGACAAUUGGAUGUAAGACCCCUAGAGAAAGAAGGGAGAAAUCUUACUGCUGAACGAAUAUGUUACUUAACAGAAAGAAUUAAGAGUAUAUCUUCAUGCAAGCAAGAAGAUUUGAAUUCAUAUGCCAGUGAGAUUGAAGAUUGUACCCCAGAUGCGAGUGCUAAAAUAUUUGAAGAAAUUCCCAAGUCCAGUAUUACCAAACAAGGAUCUAAAAUGCUGGUAAAGGUGUCUUCAGCUCUGUCAAAUGUGUCUUCACCUCUGUCAAAAGUGUCUUCACCUCUGUCAAAAGUGUGUCUUCGAAUUAAGACCAGGAUUUCCAAAUCUUCAACACCGGCAGGGCGACUGAUAGCAUUCAAUGAAGAGGAAGAAGAAGGUGUGAACUGUAAGACUCGUCCUAAGCCAGGCAGAUUUUUGGGCCCUUCCACCAGCACCCAAAUCAAAGUCAAGAACUCAGCUUCAGUUAAGGUGUCUCCAGCCAGUCCCCUCCAGGCCUGGUCCCGGAUAUCGGUGAGCCCAUCACCAGGUGGAAAGGCAGUUCAGUCCUCUGUGCAGUCAGAAGCCACCACCUUGGGGCACACUGGGGUGCCUGGGCAAUCGCAAGCUUCCCGUGGGACCAACGGUGCUGAAAAUGGGAUCACGCACCCACCUCCAACGAAGAUUCUGCUCUCCGACAAGAAGGCCAUCCUACCCCGAGUGAUAGAACUAAAGCGGACUCCCCUGCGUGCCACCGGGCCUUCCCCGCCCACCUGCACAGCAGUGAGGCCUGGGGGGUCCCCCAGAGUCACCCCGCGAAGGCCCGGCCGUGCCGGCUGAGAAUGGUCUGGGCAAGGCUGAUUGACGGAAACCAUGGACCUGCGGGGGCUUGUUUGCCCCCAGAGCCCAGCCUAAAUGGCACUGUUUUUGAUGAAAUGGAGGUGAAAUCUGAUGUUUCUAUUUAGGAUAAUGAUGGGGAAAAUGAAUUCUGUGGCGUAGCAAUGGAGGAGGGAGACUGGUGGUUGGGCCUGUGUUUACUUCUCAUUUUCCCGACUUGUAAGUGAUUAUUUGUCUACAGAGAAUUUGUAUUUGUGUCUUGGAGAUGCUGCAGGUUUGAUUCUAAACCAUAGCAAUAAAGUGAACAUUGCAAUAAAG